Molecule: messenger RNA, 2274 nt
Organism: Cucurbita maxima (winter squash)
Lineage: Eukaryota; Viridiplantae; Streptophyta; Magnoliopsida; Cucurbitales; Cucurbitaceae
Product: monocopper oxidase-like protein SKU5
Exons: 9
Coding region: 232-2007 (591 amino acids)
Cellular component (GO): plasma membrane
Molecular function (GO): copper ion binding; oxidoreductase activity
Source: RefSeq, a predicted model, not a curated record
UUCACGCUCUCCUCUUCUUAUAGCUAAAACCACUGCAAACCUCUGCAAUCUUCCACUAUCAAAAGCAGUGAACAAAUAUAGCCGUUUUCGAUUCCUUUUCCUCUUCUCUUUUCUUCCUCUCUCUCUUUCUUUCCACUGUCUUCCAUUUCUCGAAGCUCUUCUCCCCAGAUAAUGUAAAACAUAGGUGUUUCCCCAGUCAAGUCUUUCAUCACCCACCAAAGAUUCUGUGGAAUGGCUCCGUUUCCUUACCUAUCGCUCUUUCUCCUCCCCAUUGCUCUGUUUGUGACCCUCUCCUCGGCUGCAGAUCCGUUUGCUUUCUUUAAUUUUGAAGUCUCUUACAUCACUGCCUCUCCUCUGGGAGUCCCUCAACAGGUUAUUGCAAUAAAUGGGAAGUUUCCUGGUCCUACUAUCAAUGUAACUACUAACAACAAUGUAGUUGUCAAUGUGAGGAACAAGCUGGAUGAGAGCCUUCUCAUGCAUUGGUCUGGAAUUCAACAGCGGCGAAGUUCAUGGCAAGAUGGAGUUCUAGGAACAAAUUGUCCAAUUCCUCCCAAGUGGAACUGGACUUACCAGUUUCAAGUCAAGGAUCAGAUAGGGAGCUUCUUUUACUUUCCAUCACUCCAUUUCCAGAGAGCGUCCGGUGGAUUCGGUGGCUUCUUUAUUAACAACAGGCCUAUAAUCCCCAUUCCUUUUGCUACCCCAGAUGGGGAUAUUACAAUUUUGAUUGGUGAUUGGUACACCUCGAAUCACACGGCUCUGAGAAAAAUUCUUGAUGGAGGGAAGGAUCUUGGAAUGCCACACGGGGUUCUCAUUAAUGGCAAAGGUCCCUACCGAUAUAACGAUACACUAGUCCCCGAUGGUAUCGAGCACGAAACAAUUGAAGUUGAUCCAGGGAAAACAUACCGCAUUCGGGUACACAAUGUUGGAAUAUCUACCAGUCUGAACUUUAGGAUCCAAAACCACAACCUUCUUUUAGCAGAAACAGAGGGGUCGUAUACCGUGCAGCAGAACUAUACUAGCUUAGAUAUACACGUUGGACAAUCAUAUUCAUUUUUGGUAACCAUGGAUCAGAACGCGAGCACUGAUUAUUACAUUGUAGCUAGUGCUCGGUUUGUCAAUGAAUCUGUUUGGAAAAGAGUUACUGGUGUUGGUAUCUUGCAUUACUCUAACUCCAAAGGAAAGGCAGCAGGCCCCCUUCCAGAAGCUCCAAAUGAUGAAUUUGAUAAAACUUUCUCGAUGAAUCAGGCGAGAUCAAUCAGAUGGAAUGUAUCUGCUAGUGGUGCUCGUCCCAACCCUCAAGGAUCAUUCAGAUAUGGCUCAAUUAAUGUAACUGAGAUCUAUGUCUUGAAGAAUAAGCCUCCCGUGAUGAUCGAUGGCAAACGACGAACUACACUGAGUGGUAUUUCGUUUGUCAAUCCAUCCACACCUAUCAGAUUGGCUGACCAAUUCAAGUUGAAGGGUGUUUAUAAGCUUGACUUCCCCACCAGGCCACUUACAGGACCGCCAAAAGCUGAGACAUCAGUGAUUAAUGGAACAUAUAGAGGGUUUAUGGAGGUUAUAUUGCAAAACAAUGACACCAAGAUGCAGAGCUAUCACAUGAACGGAUACGCCUUCUUUGUCGUGGGGAUGGACUAUGGCGAGUGGACCGAGAAUAGCCGGGGCACGUACAAUAAGUGGGAUGGAAUAGCUCGCUCAACAAUUCAGGUUUAUCCUGGAGCAUGGACGGCCAUCUUGAUAUCUCUUGACAAUGUGGGAGUUUGGAACAUCAGAACAGAAAAUCUUGACUCGUGGUAUCUCGGGCAAGAGACGUAUAUUCGGGUUGUCAAUCCUGAGGCUACCAACAAAACUGAACUACCUAUGCCAGACAAUGCACUCUUUUGCGGUCAACUUAGUAAAUUACAGAAGCCACAAGAUAUCUCUUCUGCAAUUUCGAUCAUGGGCAAUCGGUGGAAGAUGUUACUCACUACGCUAACAAUCAUCUCCACUGUAAUCUCUGCUUUGCACUAAGCAUCGUUGCUCUAUGCCUGCUCGUGUUACGUAAGUUUUCAAAGUCGUCGGGCGUCUUGUUAAGUUUGGUCUGUAAGUCUUGUGGAUACCCUGUCUUUCAUGAUUUUUGCAUAGCAUUCUUUCCCAUGUGCAUGCUGUAGAAGGAUGUAUCUUUGGUUUUCCUUGUUCAUUGGAUUUGGAUUCAUCAUUCUUUUAAUUCUUGAGUCAUGAUACACGAAACUGUACCGAUAACGAUUCAUCGAUUCUCAUUACCACUGCCUUCUCACA